CUUGGUCACUAUUGGACAACUUUGAGUGGGCUGAAGGCUAUACCAAGCGCUUUGGUAUAGUUUUCGUGGAUUACAAGAAUGGUCUCACCCGGCAUCCGAAAUCUUCUGCAUAUUGGUUCUCAAAGUUCUUGAAAGGCGAUGAGAAUAAAACUGGCAAAGAAAACUAGAUCCCUAUGGAAGUGGAUCCUCUUCCUCCCUCUUACUCAAGCCUAGGUUUUCAUAUAUGAUGCAGCAUGGUAGUCCUGUAGUUGGAGAUGAUGCAUUAGGUGAGUUUGUGCAUCACGUAUAGAUUCCACAGGGAUGCCACUCUCUCUAUGUAGCACCUAUUAUGUUUUGUGGUCCAAAUUAAGUAUUUGAGGGCACUUUGGAUUGCUUUCUAUAACAAUCUCAUUAAUGCUCUUCUUGAAAAGGGUAUUCAACCCUUUGUAACUUUAUACCACUGGGAUCUUCCUUUGCAUCUUUAUGAAUCAAUGGGAGGGUGGUUAAAUAAGGAAAUUGUGAAAUACUUUGGAAUCUAUGCCAAUACUUGCUUUGCAAAUUUUGGUGAUAGAGUAAAAAAUUGGAUCACAAUCAAUGAACCUAAGGAAACUGCGAUAAAUGGGUAUGAUACUGGGAUACAUGCUCCUGGAAGACGUGAAGGUUCAGCAACAGAACCAUAUUUGGCAGCACACCAUCAGAUUUUGGCUCAUGCAAAAGCUGUUUCAAUAUACAAGAGCAAGUACAAGGAAAAGCAAGGGGGACAGAUAGGAUUGGUGGUGGAUUGUGAAUGGGCAGAGGCUAAUUCUGACAAAAGUGAAGAUAAACUUGCUGCAGCAAGGCGCCUUGAUUUUCAGCUGGGAUGGUACUUACAUCCUCUCUAUUAUGGAGACUACCCUCAAGUUAUGCGUGAAAAACUUGGAAACCGACUUCCCAAGUUCUCAGAAGAAGACAAAGAGUUGCUUAGGAGCACUAUGGACUUUGUUGGCCUGAAUCAUUAUACAUCAAGGUUUAUUGCUCAUGCAACAGAUGGUCCUGAAGACGGAUUUUUCUAUAAAGAUCAAGAGAUUGAAAGAAUUGCUCAAUGGGAAGGGGGUGAGAUGAUUGGCGAGAAGGCAGCUUCGGAGUGGCUCUAUGUUGUGCCCUGGGGCAUACGGAAGGUAAUUGUGUUUAUCAUUUGCAUGGACAGGGAUGGAGUAGAUGUCAGGGGUUACUUUGCUUGGUCGCUAUUGGACAACUUUGAGUGGGCUCAAGGCUAUACCAAGCGCUUUGGUAUAGUUUUCGUGGAUUACAAGAAUGGUCUCACCCGGCAUCCAAAAUCCUCUGCAUAUUGGUUCUCAAAGUUCUUGAAAGGCGAUGAGAAUAAAACUGGCAAAGAAAACUAGAUCCUUAUAGAAGUGGAUCCUCUUCCUCCCUCUUACUCAAGCCUGGGUUUUCAUAUAUGAUACAGCUUGGAAAUACUGUAGUUGGAGAUGACGCAUUAGGUGAAUUUGUGGUUCACGUAGAUUCCACUGGGAUGCCACUCUCUCUAUGUAGCACCUAUUAUGUUGUGUGGUCCAAAUUAAGCAUUUGAGGACACUUUGUAAUAUAUCAAUAAUAUGAGGACCCUCGUACCAGAAGAAUAUCUUAUUAUUUAAAUAGUUAUAUUGUUGUGGAUGUUUGUGGAUCAUGUAGAUUGUAGCAUACCAAAACUUCC
Rubroshorea leprosula is the source of this 1672-nucleotide messenger RNA. The record is from the annotation of a GenBank genome assembly. NCBI's taxonomy places the organism in Eukaryota, Viridiplantae, Streptophyta, Magnoliopsida, Malvales, Dipterocarpaceae.